AUGGAUAGAAAUGCCUUUCACACUUUAGUUCUCUUAACUAAAGAUAUAGGAGGUCUGACUGAUAGUAAAAGUGCGCUAGAUGAUACUUACAUUCCCAUUAGAGUUCGAAUCCAACACAAACCAAGAUAUAGAACAAGAAAAGGAGAGAUAGCAACUAAUGUUUUGGGAGUUUGUGAUAGAAAUCUCAAUUUUACUUAUGUGUUACCUGGAUGGGAAGGUUCAGCUGCCGAUGGUCGUGUAUUACGAGAUGCUAUAGUACGAAGGAAUGGUAACUAUUAUUUGUGUGACGGAGGAUAUACGAAUGGAAAAGGAUUUCUUUCACCUUAUCGAGGUUAUAGAUAUUGGUUAAAGGAUUGGCGCGGCGAUAAUCCAUCGCCUCGUUGUAAAGAAGAGCUUUUCAACAUGAGGCAUGCUAGAGCUCGUAAUGUAAUUGAAAGGGCAUUUGGUUUGUUGAAAGGACGUUGGGGAAUUCUUAGAAGUCCUUCAUGGUACUCUGUUAAGGUUCAUAACAGGAUCAUUAGUGCUUGUUGUUUGAUUCAUAAUUUCAUUCGUAGAGAGAUGGAAGUGGAUCCCUUAGACAUUGAUGUAGAAGAACAAAUGGAGUAUCAACACGAGAAUAUUGAUGUUGUUGAAUCGUCGGAGGAGUGGACCACUUGGAGGGAUGAGUUGGCCCAAUCAAUGUGGAAUGCAAGAUUUUAA
Molecule: messenger RNA, 699 nt
Organism: Solanum pennellii
Lineage: Eukaryota; Viridiplantae; Streptophyta; Magnoliopsida; Solanales; Solanaceae
Product: protein ANTAGONIST OF LIKE HETEROCHROMATIN PROTEIN 1-like
Exons: 3
Coding region: 1-699 (232 amino acids)
Source: RefSeq, a predicted model, not a curated record